Cucurbita pepo subsp. pepo (vegetable marrow) is the source of this 1597-nucleotide messenger RNA. RefSeq names its product aluminum-activated malate transporter 8. The record is from RefSeq and is a predicted model, not a curated record. Gene Ontology annotation, biological process: malate transport. NCBI's taxonomy places the organism in Eukaryota, Viridiplantae, Streptophyta, Magnoliopsida, Cucurbitales, Cucurbitaceae.
ACCACACCCCUCCUUCAUUUUUCUCUCAAUUUUCAAGGCUUUGGCUAUGGGGAUUCAGGUAGUGAAGAACAAAGCCAUGGAGAUUGCCAUGAAAAUCAAGAAACUUGGACAGGAUGACCCAAGAAGAAUUAUUCACUCCAUUAAAGUUGGAGUGGCUCUAACUUUGGUCUCAUUGUUUUACUAUUGGAACCCUCUCUAUGAUGGCUUCGGUGCCUCUGGGAUUUGGGCUGUUAUGACCGUUGUGGUCAUCUUUGAAUUCACCGUAGGGGCAACGCUUAGUAAAGGCUUGAAUAGAGGUUUAGGUACACUGCUUGCUGGCUCUUUAGGAGUGGGAGUUAACUACUUGGCCAAUCUCUCUGGACAGAAAGGAGAACCCUUUGUUUUGGGCAUCUUUGUUUUUCUUAUAGCUGCAUCAGCCACAUUUUCAAGGUUCUUCCCGGGAAUCAAAGCGAGAUAUGAUUAUGGAGUGUUGAUAUUCAUAUUGACUUUCAGUUUGGUUUCGAUUUCGGGGUAUCGGAUCGAUGAAUUCUUGACAUUGGCUCAUCAGAGACUGUCCACCAUUCUUGUUGGUGGAGCAAUCUGCAUUAUGAUCUCCAUUUUGGUUUGCCCUGUUUGGGCUGGUGAAACUCUUCACAAUUCGGUUACUUCUAAUAUAAACAAGCUAGCGGAUUACCUAGAAGGGUUUGGUGGGGAAUAUUUUUACUGUUGUGAAGAUGGAGAACAUGGUGUUGCUACUGAAAAAGGUAAAUCCUUUGUUGAAGGAUACAAAGCUGUGCUUAAUUCUAAAAGCAUGGAAGAUUCCAUGGCUAACUUUGCAAGAUGGGAACCAAAACAUGGAAAGUUUAGGUUUCGUCAUCCAUGGAAACACUACUUGAAAAUUGGAUCCCUCACUCGACAGUGUGCCUACCAGAUUGAAGCUCUCAAUCGCCACCUUUGCCCUCAAAUCCAAACACAGGACCCAUCUCAAUUGCGAAGAAUGAUCGAAGUUCCAUGCAAGACAUUAAGUUCAGAAUCAGGAAAGGCCCUAAAAGCCUUAGCCACAGGAAUGAAGGCGAUGACAAAUCCAUCACCCUCAUCCCAAGUGCAUCUAAACGCCGCCAAAUCCGCCAUGAACGAUCUAAAAGACACCCUAAAAUUAGGCACAGCACAAACCACAAACCUUCUAGAAAUAAUUCCAGACGCGACAGUGGCUUCCAUAUUGAUCGAGAUAGUUAAAUCAGUAGAAGACUUGUCGGAGGCAGUGGUCGAACUCUCUCUAAAAGCCCACUUCAAGAGCAUUGAAGCAACGGUUUCACCAGAGAAGCCUCAGUUGCUUCACAAAGGAACCAUAAACCCAUUUGUUGAAGCUGAAGAUGAACAACCCCAUGUUGUUAUUUCAGUGAGAGGAACAGAGGAUGGGGAUUUAACUGAAAAGAAGGGCUCUUCCGGCACCACUUCGUUGCCAACAUGAACACGGAUCUGUAAAUAAAAAACUAAAAAAAGAGUUUUUUUUUUCCUUUUUGCUCAUGGGGUUUUGGUUUUUGAUCCCUUCUUUCGUUCUUAAUCUUGUUUUGUUAAGAUUGAACAUUUGUUGGUAGGGGAAAAGAAAAAAAAAAAA